This is a messenger RNA of Toxorhynchites rutilus septentrionalis, 1285 nucleotides long. Its product is annotated as odorant receptor 67d-like. The record is from RefSeq and is a predicted model, not a curated record. Gene Ontology annotation, cellular component: plasma membrane. The transcript has 3 exons. NCBI's taxonomy places the organism in Eukaryota, Metazoa, Arthropoda, Insecta, Diptera, Culicidae. Gene Ontology annotation, biological process: sensory perception of smell; detection of chemical stimulus involved in sensory perception of smell. Gene Ontology annotation, molecular function: olfactory receptor activity; odorant binding. Bases 1 to 1155 code for a protein of 384 amino acids.
AUGCGGUACGAAUCGAGCGUGAAACUCGAAAAGUCGGUGGCUGCCGUUCGACGGCUGGCCAAAUACAUUGGCUGUGAUGUUCUGGAUCCGAACUAUCGGUUGAACAAACGUUCGAUUAAUAUGCUAUCGCAGAUGGCAUUCGGCUACAUGAUGAUAGCCUAUUCGUGCUGGAGGGAGCGACACGAUGCGUUGGUGGCACUGAGAGUAUGGCUGAUUGUUGCAAAGGCCGUCCAGGCAGCGUCCAAGUUUGUUAACGUCGUCACCAAGCGUCACGACUAUCCGAUCUUGUUGGGCGAACUCAAGGCAGUACUGAGUGAGGCACAGGACAAUCCUAGCAAUGAGCCAAUUUUGAUCAAACACAUGGCUCGGCUGAAUUUUUGGCAGAACACGAUGCUCAGGGCCUAUUGGACGGCCGUGACGCUGGUAAUGAUUUCGAGUAUUCUGCUAACAUUGAUUACUGGUGAAUAUAUUCUGAUUUUUGAACUGUACAUUCCGUUCGUUGAUGAGAAAACAUUGUACGGAUAUAUUGCGACCACCGCUUGCCAUACGUUGUUCAUGAUAAUCACUGUUACCAUAUAUCCAGCAUUCGAUAGUUUCUUCAUGAUUUUAUGUCUCCCGAUUGGGAUGUUUGUCGAGACGAUUGAAAAUGAAAUAGGUGAAUUGAACCAACUGCUUGCCGAACAGGGAACGUUGAAGCGGGAAGAGAUAGAUGAAAAAUUACGAAGGAUUUAUCGUAUCCAUCAAAUGCUAGUCGACCUUCAAACCAGGGUGGCAGAUCAUUACUCCGGACAUAACUGGGUUUUGGUCACUGCCAAUAUGAUCGGGAUGGUGUGCAGCGUAUUUUUGGCUUACAUCAAAAGGUACUAUCCCGCGUACGGAAUGUUGGUCGCAAUGGUGGAUCAAUUAUCGCAAUACUGUAUUCUGGGAACAUACAUUACGACGAAGAAUCAGCAGAUGGUCGAAAUUGUGUACACAAUCGACUUUUACCAACUGGCACCAAACCAACAGCGGAUGGUUGCGCUGAUGCUUCACCGGGCUCAGAAUGCCACCGAAAUGACCGCUGGUCGAAUCAUACCAUUGAAUAUGGAAACCUACGUCGAGGUUCUGAAAGCAAUAUAUUCCUAUAUAACUAUACUGUCAAGGAUGGUGGAUUAAUCAGAUUAAUAAUGGAAUAAACGUUGAACACGUUGAAAAAACACGUAAUUCGCGAGAAACAAUAUAUGUGCGAGAUUCACAAAUGAUAUUCAGUAGUUAAACUAGUUACAAAUUGAUAAACAUGUAUUCG